Molecule: messenger RNA, 1832 nt
Organism: Saccostrea echinata
Lineage: Eukaryota; Metazoa; Mollusca; Bivalvia; Ostreida; Ostreidae
Product: cytochrome P450 1A1-like
Exons: 6
Coding region: 114-1616 (500 amino acids)
Molecular function (GO): oxidoreductase activity, acting on paired donors, with incorporation or reduction of molecular oxygen; iron ion binding; heme binding
Source: RefSeq, a predicted model, not a curated record
GUAAACAUAAACUGUCUACUCUUGUCCUUCACCUGAGAGGCUAAUCAACUUGGUCAAGAAAAACAGUUUCAUGGUCAACACUGAUCACCCAUAUCCUGUAAGUCCUUUAUAAUAUGUUGGAGUUCCUCUUAAUUGGAUGUCUCAUAUUUCUUUCCGUGUACUGUGCCAUUCAAUGGAUUAUUCGUUCAUCGAGAAAAGUUCUACGAGGGCCGAAGGGCUGGCCCGUCAUUGGUGUACUUUUUGAGUUUGAUCUUUUGACUUUACAUUUCAAACUCUUUGAAUGGACUAUAAUUUAUGGAGACUUUUUUGAAUUUGAAUUAUUGGGCAAGAAAUUUGUGAGUCUGAAUUCCUCUGAAAUUGUUAGAGAGACCUUUAACAAAGAACCAAAUGCAAGCAUCACUGCUGCUCGACCAUCAACCUUUUUUGGGAAAUAUCUUUUUGAUAAUUAUUCAGAUCUUGAAUUUGCUUCACCGGAUUCAGCAUGGACCAAACGUAGAAAACUAGCCUUUCAAUUGAUCAGAUCUUAUGGAGAUGGAUUAUUCUGCAUUGAAUAUCAAAUCAAGAAAGAGCUUCGAUCAGUAACGGAGGAAAUCCGAAACCUGGAUAACAAAAACGUCGAUCCAUCUGACAAAGCUGAAGAGUUCACACUAAAUACAUUGGAAGUUAUGAUCAUUGGACGAAGUUCUGGAAAAAAUGGAGAAUUGCACAAGGUUUUAAGGAAACUUGACUCUCUUAUAAACGCAACAGCCAACCAAGGAAUUGAUGUCGUGUACAGUUUCUUUCCAUUUCUUCGUUUUCUUCCUCUGAGAAUGUCAUUGAUGUUUAAAGAGGUGCACAAGACAAAACAACGUAUGCUGGACAAUCUGGAAUUAUUGUCGAAAGAGGAUACCAAAGUAAAGGGAAUUUACCACAGUCUAAUUGAUGUCAUAAAUCAGAGGGAUGAGAAUGGAAAACAGUGGUUUACAGAAGAAAAUUUAUCCAAUCUUCUCACGAAUCUUGUCGUUGCUGGUUUUCUGACAACAAGAGGGACCAUUUUAUCCUUGAUUCAACUUCUAGCGAAGAGACCAGAUCUCCAGAAGGCUUUACAAAAAGAAAUAGACAGAACGGUUGGUCCUGAUAGAGAACCAUGCCUCGCCGACAGGGAGAAAUGUUACUUAACUGAGGCUGUUGUCAUAGAAACAUUUCGUUAUAUUUCUCAUGUUCCUCUGUCCUUACUCCAUGCUACGUCACAACCGACUACUAUAGGGGGUUAUAAUAUUGAUAAGAACACAGUAAUUGUACCAAACCUUUGGACAAUUCACCAUAGUGAAAAAGAGUGGGAGGAACCAUUCAAGUUUAAACCAGAACGCUUUCUGGACGCUGAUGGCUUUUUGCUGCCUUCGAAUGACCCCAUCAAAAAAAGAGUCAUUGCUUUUGGAAUUGGAAAGAGAAGUUGUAUCGGCGAAGUGUUUGCAAGAUCACGCAUAUUUUUAUUUCUGGCGACUUUGAUGCAACAGGCAACGAUUGUCGAGCCCAAAGGGAAAUCUCUAGAAGAUCUUUUACCUCGAGAAAUGGUUCCUGGCAUAAGUCUCCAACCAAAAGCUUAUGAAGUUCGAUUUGUUCUCAGGUCGAAUUAAAAGUCAUCACAGAUAUAUAGCGUACUACCCAUUUUGAAAUUUUGAGCGAAUGUCGAUGACAUUUUCCUCUAAACUACAUCUUAAUAGUCUGCAGCUUAAAGAUGAUGAACUUUUUUCAUACAAAUCGGGAGGAGAGCAAACACUGACCUCUAAAAACAUCAGAGGUGGGAUCAGGUGCCAUGGAGGAACAAACAUCCCCUGUCGACCGGUCACACU